AUGAAGAAUGAUCCAAUAGUGGUAUUUUUUGAUAAAUGGGAAAUUAAAAAUGCUCUGGGAAUAUCUACAAUACCUGGAUUUAAUCAGAUACAAUUUGAAGGAUUUUGUAGGUUCAUUGAUCAAGGUUUGACGGAAGAACUUUAUAAGUUUCCAAAAAUUGAAGAUACAGAUCAAGAAAUUGAAUUUCAAUUAUUUAUGGAAACAUAUCAAUUGGUCGAACCCUUGAUAAAGGAAAGAGAUGCUGUGUAUGAAUCACUCACAUAUUCUUCUGAAUUAUAUGUAUCCGCGGGAUUAAUUUGGAAAAACAGUAGGGAUAUUCAAGAACAAACAAUUUUUAUCGGAAACAUUCCUCUAAUGAAUUCCCUGGGAACUUCUAUAGUCAAUGGAAUAUAUAGAAUUUUGAUCAAUCAAAUAUUGCAAAGUCCCGGUAUUUAUUACCGAUCAGAAUUGGACUAUAACGGAAUUUCGGUCUAUACCGGCACCAUAAUAUCAGAUUGGGGAGGAAGAUCAGAAUUAGAAAUUGAUAGAAAAGGAAGGAUAUGA
Messenger RNA from Capsicum annuum, 543 nucleotides. Its product is annotated as DNA-directed RNA polymerase subunit beta-like. The coding region runs from base 1 to 543 and encodes 180 amino acids. Lineage: Eukaryota; Viridiplantae; Streptophyta; Magnoliopsida; Solanales; Solanaceae. Gene Ontology annotation, biological process: DNA-templated transcription. The transcript has a single exon. Gene Ontology annotation, molecular function: ribonucleoside binding; DNA-directed RNA polymerase activity; DNA binding. The record is from RefSeq and is a predicted model, not a curated record.